Messenger RNA from Pogoniulus pusillus (Red-fronted tinkerbird), 3848 nucleotides. RefSeq names its product FLVCR choline and putative heme transporter 2 (gene FLVCR2). Gene Ontology annotation, cellular component: membrane. NCBI's taxonomy places the organism in Eukaryota, Metazoa, Chordata, Aves, Piciformes, Lybiidae. Bases 176 to 1531 code for a protein of 451 amino acids. The record is from RefSeq and is a predicted model, not a curated record. The transcript has 12 exons. Gene Ontology annotation, molecular function: heme transmembrane transporter activity; heme binding. Gene Ontology annotation, biological process: transmembrane transport; heme export.
UGCCGCUGCCACCGCCACCGCCGAGGUGCGGCUGUCCCGGCGUCGCUGGGUCGUGGUGCUGCUCUUCAGCAGCUACUCGCUGUGUAACGCCUUCCAGUGGAUCCAGUACGGCAGCAUCAACAACAUCUUCGUGCACUUCUACGAAGUGGACGCCUUCGCCAUCGACUGGCUCUCCAUGAGUUACAUGCUCACCUACAUCCCUCUGCUCUUCCCUGUCGCUUGGCUGCUGGACAAGAGGGGACUGCGCCUCAUCGCCCUGGUCGGCUCAGCCCUCAACGCUGUGGGCGCCUGGGUGAAGCUAGGCAGCCUAAAGCCACACCUCUUCCCCGUCACCGUCCUGGGGCAGGUCAUCUGCUCCCUGGCCCAGGUUUUCAUCUUAGGCAUGCCUUCGCGCAUCGCUUCGGUCUGGUUUGGCUCCCACGAGGUCUCCACUGCCUGCUCCAUCGCUGUCUUUGGGAAUCAGCUUGGCAUCGCUGUGGGCUUUCUGGUGCCUCCAGUUCUGGUUCCCAACGUGAAGGAUGUGGAGAAGCUGGCCUACCACAUCAGUAUCAUGUUCUUCAUGACUGCAGGCGUGGCAACAGCCCUCUUCAUCCUUGUCAUCAUAGUGUUCAAGGAGAAGCCCCUGCACCCUCCGAGCCGAGCCCAGGCCUUAAUCCAGUCAAGACCAGCAGAGGAGUAUUCCUACAGGCAAUCAAUCCUUCACCUGCUCCACAAUACCAACUUUUUGCUGCUUAUGGUCACAUAUGGUCUGAAUACAGGUUGCUUCUAUGCCCUUUCCACUCUGCUGAACCGCAUGGUGAUCCAUCACUACCCAGGGGAGGAGGUGAAUGCUGGCAGGAUUGGACUCACCAUUAUACUGUCGGGGAUGUUUGGGGCCCUGAUCUCUGGCAUGUGGUUGGACAGAACCAAAACUUACAAGCAGACUACGCUGGCUGUCUAUGUCAUGUCUCUGGUUGGAAUGAUAGUCUACACAUUCACUCUGAGCCUAGGUCACCUCUGGGUGGUGUUUGUGACUGCAGGUGUGCUGGGGUUUUUCAUGACAGGUUACCUUCCUCUAGGCUUUGAGUUUGCUGCAGAGUUGACAUACCCAGAAUCAGAAGGGACAUCAUCAGGGCUCCUUAAUGUCUCAGCACAGAUUUUUGGUAUUGCCUUCACCAUCAGCCAAGGGCAAAUCAUGGAUCACUUUGGGACAAAGGAAGGAAACCUCUUUCUUUGUUCAUUUCUGUUCCUGGGGACCAUUAUGACAGCAUUCAUUAAAGCUGAUCUCCGACGACAGCAGGCCAAUUUGGAUAACGAGCAGACAAUACUCCAAGGCAGCAAUCAGAUCAUGGAUUAUGGGACUGUAUCUUGUAACCCUAACCCUGUGAAUUCUCAUUCCUGCUCACUAGUUCACACAGAAAGGGUGGCAGUGAUGCAGUUGCAACAAGAAGUCCUAGAGAAAUCAAGAGAGACUUCAGGGCCUCAGGACGACUGGAAAGUGAUGCCAGAAGCCUGCAGUAAUCCCAUAGUUCUUGAGGAAUCGAAGCUGUAAAGUGGAUGGGUGGCAAAGCUGGGAGAUGCACCACACCUCAUUCCCAUCUUUGCUACCUGCAUUGUCCUCCUGUUACAUACACACUGUUGCAGGGGGGCAACCUCAGGACAGGAGUCCACUCAAGUUUGUGGAGAGAGUGAAAGAGCGAAACAAGAAGGGAGUUGCUCUCUUUGGUUAUGCCUCUGCAUCUCACUGUUUUGGAGACUUUGCUGCUUGGGAGGAAAAGCUGGGAAAACUCACUAUUUCCACCCAAUCCUACCGUGCAUCCUUGGAAAGGAAAAGCACACAUGCCUAGAAAGAACAUAGUUCUAGACUAGUGCUGAACAUGAAGGUAGCACUCUGCAUGUGUCUGUCUCCUUUCAUGGGCAAGCUGUGACAUGAAGUGCAGAAGCUGGACCAUGCUUACUCUGUGAGCAGCCCUGGAAGAGCCUUCAGCUCGCUUCUGGGAAGAAGGAUUGCUCUGCCUUGGUGCCUAUGAUGCUCUGUGGCACAGGUGAUGAUAGAGGCCUCUGAACAUCACCAGCAAGUGAAGCAGUGCAUCUGCCACUGAUUUUAUUACAUGUCUGUCGCACAUGAAGUCUUAGUCUGUGGAUAAACCUCUGUUCACAACUUACUGAGGUUGCCCUGAUGUUCCUAUACAUCAAAAGUGACCAAGAUACCAAUAUGCCUUUUUACCUGGAGGCAAGGCCACAAGCCCAACCCAGCAAAGUUACACUACCACUACACUAGCAACAGGUGUCAGUCAAACCAAAGGUUCCCAGGGCUGAGGAUUGUCUUCCUCCUUAAUCAUAAAGUGCCUUUUGUAUGUUUCAAUGCUACCUAACUUUCAUGAAGUGUUAGAUUGAAAUAACCAGCCAAGACUGUGUUGCUCUUCAUAGCCAGAGAUAUUUUAAGUACAAGGGGAAUUCAGAUUUCCUCCAGUGUGGAAGCUUCCCCCUUUAUAAUGAAGACCAGGAGAAUCUCUCUUAAUAGCAUUUGUGUCUUGUAGACACUGCCCCUCAGUAUGAUGUUAUUUAUUUUCUAAACUUUAUGUCCCUUCUCCUUCCUUUCCAGCUUCCCUCCACUGGUGGAGGCAUCAAGUAUCCUUUAUAUUGCUUAAAUCAUGCAGUUAUUUGUGUGCCAUUUGCGGGGAGGGACAAAAACCACAACCAGCUGGAACAGAUAAAAAUAGCCCGCUCUGACCUACCAUUUUUUGGACAAUUUUUUUGUGUGUGUGUAUGAAAUUACAGAUUUUUAAUGCACCAAAGGACUUAAGUUCUGCCUUUGAUAGUUUGGGAUUGAGCAUGGGGAUCUUAAAAUGGCUUUUCAGAAGUUCUGAACAUUGUACAUUUAAUAUGAAGGUACAAUGAAGCAGGAAACAUUCCUAUUAAAAUGUUGAAACAGUUUACAUCUACAUCAGUCUCUUUUAGUAGCCUGAAAUGUUUUGCAGAAUGGAAGAAUCACCUUUGUGGUCAGUAGUACUGUUGUGCUCCUCUGUGUUAUAACAUUCUUUCUUCUGCACAUGCACCAUCUAGGAGAUCCUGCUGGCUCUUCCCUACCUUCUGGACACUGCAAACCUGGCUCAGACAUUAUUUCAUCUAGGUCUAAGCAACCUUUUCCUGUUUUCUCCAUCUUCUGUAGUUAUAGCUCACUGCAAAGGUGGCUCAGUCCUUGCUCACAGACACAUGUGGGUUGCUGUCACCAGUACACUGCAGAAGAGAGAGCAGCAACAACUUUCUUCAUGUGUGUUUGAUGCAACAGUUAGACCUAUAAUUCUGUGGGAAACAGGGAAAGGUGGGGUUGCUAUAUAGAGAGAUGACUUUAUCCUGCACCACACAGUAGAAACUGCUGCUUGCUCAAGUUGCUCAAGUUGUAUUCCCUCUACCUGCUGCUCUGUAGCAGAAAGGCAGGCACCACAGAUUUCUGUCAUUUAUUAGAAAUGGCCCCUGAAGAACACACACAUGCAAGUUACAGAGUAGUGCCAGGGGCAGCACAUGCUCUCUUUCUGGUCCAAAGUGUUCAGUGGAUCCUGGGUAGCUCUACGGCAUCUCCUGACAAGUACAUCGGGAAUCAAUGCACUGGGCAUGCCCAGGACAGUGCCUCCUCUCCUCCAGCCACCAAACUGCUCUCCUCCACAAGCUUUGACACAGACUCCUCUGGGACUUGGUCUUUGACAUCGGUCUGUUGAAAUAUUGCUUGGACAAGAAUCAACACUUGGUAAUGAAGAAUGAUUGAAAGAGUCCAACACUGAUACAUCAGUGAGACUGGUGUUCUGGAGAAGUUCAGCUGAGAUUUCAUGGAUGUCUGGUAGUAAAAUCAGACAAUGCUGACCUACAAA